Molecule: messenger RNA, 1055 nt
Organism: Capsaspora owczarzaki ATCC 30864
Lineage: Eukaryota; Filasterea; Ministeriida; Capsasporidae
Exons: 1
Coding region: 69-947 (292 amino acids)
Source: RefSeq, a predicted model, not a curated record
GCAAACUCUACAAACAAGAGCAACAGCAAGCAACAAUCCACAAACUACACUCAAACAGAAAUCACAAAAUGACUCAAACUGCUUUCAAGACGAUCGCUGUUGUCGGUGGCUCGGGCGGCCUUGGCGCGUACUUGGUCCGAGCUCUUCUGGCUGCCAAGUUUGACGUUCGCGUCAUUUCGCGCCCUGAAUCUCAGGCGGCCUCGUUGUCAGAGUUGGCAGCGGCGGGUGCCACUAUUGUUCGCGCCGAUACCAGCAACCACGACCAACUGGUGGCUGCGUUGCGAGGUGCCGAAGUUGUCAUUGCCUCUUAUGGUAUCACGACCCUUGCCGAGCAAUUCAAGCUCAUCCCUGCCGCAGCUGCCGCCGGCGUCCGCCGAUAUGUGACGGGUGACUUUGGCAUUGAUCCUCGCGAUGCCAAGGUUCCGCGCCCUUUCAUCCAGUUCAAGAAUGACGUUGCUGCCGCUGCUGCCGCUGCUGGCCUCGAAACCACCCGCAUCUACAAUGCAAGCUUUGCUGACACGACCUUCUACGACUGGGCCAACCUCGACGUGGCUUCGGGCAAGAUCACCAUUCCUGGCGAUGGCACUGCACGCACCGCAUUCGCGCAUCGUGCGGAUGUGGCCGGAUUUACCGCGGCGGCCCUCCUGCACCCCGAGUUGUCCAAGAACGCCGAGCUCGCCAUCGCGUCGGACAUUCUGACCUGGAACGAGGUUGUUGCUACUGCGCGCAAGUAUCGCCCUGAUUUGCAGGUCGAGUACAGCCCGCUGGAUGCCAUUCAGGCCAAGAUUGCGGCAGACCCCAACCCGUGGAACACGGUUGUGCUCCAGCUGUUGUACAUUUUUGGCAGCGGCGAGAAUGCACUGACGCAUGGCUCCGAUGCCGACAAGGUUGGCUACAAGACAACGCACACGCUUGACAGUACACUGGCCGCUCAGCUCAAGCAGUGAAGCUUGGAACUUGUGUGAUGUGUUGAAUAUGUGUGUACAGAACGAAACAAAAACAACGAAACGUUGGCUUUUACUCGACAAUAAAACCAACUUACGCAUGUCAAUCAA